AUGGACUCCCAGUGGAUGCCCCCAAAAGUGCCUAGCGCAUUACCUCUAGGCAAGGCUAAUAUCUACCCCUUGGAUGAACCGCAUGCUGUCAGUUGUUCGCUCCCAACAUGGGAUUCAGUAUUCGGUUUCUGUCGACAAGAGGAGUGGGUGAUGAAGCAUGUGGAAUGGAACUAUCCACGAUUCUACAUCAACAAGCCUCUACGUGACUUAUCCGCCGCCGUCUUGCACCGACUCCAAAUUACCGAUGAAAACAUCACCUGCCUGCUUUUUGCGUCUCCUUUGGAUGCUCAGCAAUGCAUCGCAUCGUUCAGCAAAGCAGCGCCCCGAAAAGAAACCUGCCAUUUUUUUAUACCCGGAUCAAACCACUGGGCCAGCUUUUCGGCAGCAAUAUUCUCAUCGGACCUCAUUGAAGAAGCAAUGGCUUUCUGGUGGAAUACCGGCUCGGGUUUAUCCACGCGUCAUGCAGCCUUUUGUCUGCAAAGAUUCGACAAUGUGGCAUCCGAUUCCUCGAAUCCAGACUUUCAAACCAGCGCCUCUCGACAACGGGAUCCAGACAGGCCAGGAGAUGCUGCAUGGAUGCAUUCCGCAGCGACCACUAUGCUCGAUCUGAAAUCGUUCAUCGCACAGCUAGCCACUUCCGAGAAAUCAGGACAACUACCCGCGUCCCCCAAUGAUGUAUUCCUAUUCCCCACAGGAAUGAACGCCAUCUACACGCUCUCAAACACCCUGUCCUACAUGGAAACCAGCCCUACAGUCGUUGCAUAUGGCUGGCUCUACCCCGAAACAGUCGACGUUCUCCGCAGCGGCCGCUGGGAAACCGUCCUCUCCUACAAAGCCGGCGACGACGCAGACCUCGAUGCCCUAGAGAACGUCCUGAAAUCCGGACGCCGGGUCCACGCUCUCUUCUGCGAAUUACCGAGUAACGUCACUCUAGCAUGCCCUAAUAUCCACCGGAUCCGCAUGCUGGCAGAUCAAUAUGGGUUUAUUGUGGCGUGUGAUAAUACCGUGGCUGGAUUUGUUAAUAUCGAUAUACUUCCGUACGUGGAUGUUGUAAUGACGAGUUUGACCAAGGGGUUUAAUGGUGCUUCGAACGUGACGGGUGGGAGCCUCGUGAUAAACCCUACCUCACCCCACCACCCCAAAAUCCACAACGCCGUCUCAACAACCCACACAAACACCUGCUUCCCCCUCGACAUCCACACUCUCCUAACAAACAGCACAACCCUGCAUCAACGCACAAAAACAGCAAACAAAAACACCCUUGCCCUCCUCCCGCUCAUAACGUCCCACCCAGCCAUCAAAACAGUCAACCACCCCUCCAUCCACCCAACCGCAGGGAUAUACAACUCGCUACGCAAAACCACCACCCCCGCUACCACUAACGCUGAGAUCGAUGGCCACUAUGGCAAUGUGCUCAGCAUAAUCUUCCACAACCCGUCUUCUGCAGAAGCAUUCUACAACGCGUUGGAUGUAAACAAGGGCACGAGUUUCGGGACGAAUUUCACAAUUGCUGUUCCGUAUGUCGUGCUGGCGAAUUUCUAUACCAGGAACAAAGUCGCGGCGUAUGGGCUGUCCGAGCAUGUUAUCAGGGUUAGUGUUGGGAUUGAGGAUAUUAGUGGUAUUUCGGGUAGGUUUGCGGAGGCGUUGAGGAUUGUUGAGAGAGGUGGUGGAUGA
Messenger RNA from Aspergillus chevalieri, 1674 nucleotides. RefSeq lists its product as uncharacterized. Gene Ontology annotation, molecular function: cystathionine gamma-synthase activity; pyridoxal phosphate binding. The record is from RefSeq and is a predicted model, not a curated record. Lineage: Eukaryota; Fungi; Ascomycota; Eurotiomycetes; Eurotiales; Aspergillaceae. Gene Ontology annotation, biological process: transsulfuration. The transcript is spliced from 4 exons. The coding region runs from base 1 to 1674 and encodes 557 amino acids.